Molecule: messenger RNA, 1752 nt
Organism: Enterobius vermicularis (human pinworm)
Lineage: Eukaryota; Metazoa; Nematoda; Chromadorea; Rhabditida; Oxyuridae
Source: the annotation of a GenBank genome assembly
AUGAUGCAGGAAGAGGAUGAAAGUAUUAUUGGUACAGUGGAAAAACUGCAAGAAUUUACUGUUACUGAAGGAUUUGACUCGGGUAUUUCUGCCGACGAUUUGAAUGGCGGGGUUCAAACCACUCUUCUCGACCAAGAGCCGGACACUUUCAGCUGCUCAUCGGUUAAAGAAAGAAACCGUCUUCAAGAGUUGGAAGAAGAACAGGAGCAUUUAUGCAACUCAUUAAUUGCACUAACUACUCAUUUUGCGCAAGUGCAGUUUCGCUUGAAACAGAUAAGUCAGGCGGAAGGCGAUCUUAAAGAAAGGUUGCUGAAAGAACUUGAAGAAUUUGCUUUCAAAGGUUGUGCAGACCUAAGUGAAAUUAAACGACAAAGGCUGUUGUCUGAGGAAACUGGAGAACUUGAAGAAAACAUUUCCAGGCAGAAAGAACGCCAGUUAGCGUUACUGUCUCAAUUAAAGGAGCAACUAGAAGAUUUAGAAAAAUUUGCUUAUGAAACAGGCGAGGGAGGUCUUCCGAGUAGUCAAGUUAUAGCGAAACAGAAAGCAGUGAUUGAUAAGCUUCAUGAACGUAUGCAGUUGAAUUUAGAAUUUGAUAAGAUGUCGCAAAGUGAAUUACAGAAAGAAGUUGAUGAAGCCAUCAAGCAGCUGACAGUGCCAAUGAGAGAAAAAGACCAGCUACUGGAACAGUUACAGACCCAAAUUAGAGAUCUAGAACGUUAUGUGAACUAUCUUCAAGGCGAAAGUGAAGGAAAAGUCGUUACUGCAAUAGCUUCAAAACCGUUUGUUCGUCCGAAAUCGAAUCCUUUUUUGAAGUUUACAGGAUGUUCGAGCAGACGUUUCGAAAGAAAUGAGUUAAAAAAUACAAUUAUCGGCCAUCAUUACGGAGACGUCCUUGCACGAUUCAAAGUCGCUGUAGACGCCACUAUAAAUGUAAUGGAGAAACAUUUUAUUUUGUCAGUUGAUGGUCGGCCUAGUUGGACACGCACCGAAGAGGAGGUUGUCAUUUUGUUCCUGAGCACGGCAGCAAAGGACUUUAGGAUUUUUUUGUUUGAUCAAAUUUUAAUUGUCACUAGACAACUUUCUGCGAAAGAAUGCGAUAAAAAUGACGAAGAAGUCGUAAUUGUUGUUAGAAAGGAGCUUUGUUCUUCCCUGCGCGCAUUGCUUGAACACGGUAUGAAUGCUGCUAUUACAGAGCCUUCUAGUUCGUUUAUCCCGUUUGGUUGUUUUUCUACGAAGUCUCGAAUGCGUCGCUUCUCUCGAUAUAUUGUAGUACGCUUUUUUUUACUUAUUUGUUCUUUAGCCUCUUUAAGACCGUUGAAACACAUUUGGGACGUUAUCAUGUAUUAUUAUGACACUAAGAACGAGUAUGAACUUGGAGAUAUAUCGGUUCGGAAACUCUCACAAAGCUUCCAAUUAGAUAAUGUUGGAGGUCAUACGGUUACUUCUAAACAGAUAUUGCUUUCGACUGUUGAAAGCAUACUUACAACGCACAAACGGCUGAAGAGAUCGGCCGAUGCAAUGUGGAAAGCGUUUGUGUGCGCGGCUCUGAAUGAAAAAAAGUUAGCUGCAUGGAUUCGUAUUAUUUUUAGGAAUCGGAAGAUUGUCGAAAGUUGCUACUCCUCUUGGGCCUACGUAGCUCGAACAGGGUUCGAAGAUUGCUCUGUAAUGCUGGAUACAUUCCGUAAGUUUAGUCCUGACCUCCCCGUUGAUUUGGCAGUAAGACCUUUUUACCAAAUGAAGGAUGCUUUUUGA